GUCGACCGGCCAGAUUUCCCUGGUGCCUGACCGCCGCUUCUGCCGACCAAGGCUGGCCGCCGCUGCCGUCUUGGAAGUCGUCGAGGCAAGCACAAUGCGAGCGCGAUGGCUGCGCCUGUGUUCGCCAGGGCAAAGACGGCCAGGACUGCCCGCCCAUGCUCAGCUGCCUCCGAGAUAGUCUUGCCUUGGCAUGGCUCCAAUCAAUGAAUCGGUCGGCGGGCAGUCGAGGUCGAAAGUAGUAUCUCACCCUCGACGGUUCUGCCGUCCACGCCGGAUCGAGAAGCCACGCUACGUUGCCGCUGCCAUUACAGCGUUUCUGUCUCACUGCCCCUCUAGGUUGGCAAUGUGCGCCAAGAUCUUCCAAGAAGAAUUGGCCGAUCAAGCUCAUGGCAAGGACGACUGCAAGAUGUCUUCGAUGAUUGGCACACCAUCGUCGACACUCUGCUCCAACAAAGCAGCGUCUCGUCGUAACAGCUGCUUCGAUGCCGUACAGGUUGAGGAAGCACAGCAAAAGGAUGGUACUCAAGACGGUGAGCGGCCCUUGGUCGCGCCGGGUCUCGGCCACGUAGAUGGAGCUACCCGCAGCAGCGGCCCAGACUCCGCGACGAGAAGCAGUCAUGCCUCGAGGGACAGCAGCGAUUUGUCAAGCAUCAGUCAUGCUACUCACUCAAGCGGCGGCUUGACGUGCGCUUCCAGCGAAGUCCUCUAUCCUCAGCCAGAAAACCUUCAUCAGUCCCCCUCUCUCGAGGGCACUAGGCGCUACUCCUUGGCUGGUCUCGCGGUCACCGUCAGCUCUGAGCAGCCGGCAAGCGACAGCCUCUUCACUCGUCGAAACAGCAUCAUCAGCGGAAUGAGCUUGAUGUCCGCCCCAACCUUCAAUGGCUCGCCCCCAGCUGCAAUUUCAAUGCCCAGCGAGAAGCGCGUCCUCAGGGCAAGCACCACACACAGUCGCACUGAAUCGGCUGCCCCAUUGUCGACAACAAUGACGAGUCGACGACCCGUGAAGAAGCGCAACCUCGCGACCAACGCUGCCGCGCUCAUCAUCGGCAAAGCUGAGGAGUGCAGUAGCUCCAGCGAAGCAGAUGUGGAUGAAGGCCACACCACGACAAAGAGCGCCAAGAGGAAGCCGAAGACGAGGAGCACCAAGGCCUGCGACAAAUGCCGCGAGCAGAAGUGCCGAUGCAUCCCUUCAUCCGAACGCAGUGACACCUGUACGCAAUGCCUCCUCCUCGGUCUCCGCUGCACAUUCGAAGGGCCUUCGCACAAGCGUGGCCCACCUAAAGGCUACCUUUCAGCCGUCAUCAGCCGCCUCGAAGCAAUGGAGGACACCCUUCUCUCCAAGCUCGCUGCAAAUUGCGAAGAAGACUCUCGUGCCCGGGACCUCCUUGCUGACCUUGUCGGCCCUACGGCUCUUGAGCAGGUGUUGAGCGGUAAAUUGCGAUUCUCAGCUGCGAGGGAGGCGAGGGCAGGUGAUGGCGAGCAGACGCUCAAGAAGGGGUCUGGGCCGCAUGGCGUGACAUGGCAUGACUCGUGGUGGGUAGCUAUGCCUGGCGUACCGGCUAGAGCUGCUUCUUCUUCGGCAGCGAAGAGCAUCUCUGCGCGAUUCUCUGUGCGAGACGCCGAGCCCGACGCUGGCGAGGAGGACGUUAGGCCUGGCACAUCUGCACCUGCGCCUACCGCGCCUAGACCCCGCCGCUCCAACUCGUCUGUCCAGGCUGCGGUCCUCCUGGCUGAGGCUUCAAACCAUCGGGGCAAGAUCUCCUCAUCCCAUCAAGUUCCCUUCUCCAGCGGCGCUCCUCGAGACGUCAACGGCGAGGAAUGCACUAUAGACGUGACUCUGAUUGACGGGCAGCCGCAGACCUCUCUCGUUGACGAAGGAGGGGUUCCUUGCUACCACGGUCUCCCCUGCGCACUCAGUAAGGUAGCCGCAGGCAACACACUCUGCAUCGACGGCAAGUGGCGGUUGCCCUUGGCGUCGCCUCGGCUUAGCACGAUCACGCCCUUGGCACUCCUGGAUGCUCACGCCAAGGAAGAGGCAAUUGCCGCCUAUUUCGAGCGGAUUCAGCCGACAUUCGCUGUCCUUCAUCGCGGCUGGUUUGACGCUCAGCGUGCGGCGAGGGAUGACCCAACCAUCGAUGUUCUCGAACAAGUCGUUGUAGCCCUCUCACUCAGCAACGGAGCUGGAACCCCUCUCCUUGAGUGCGGAUCUGCCGCGUGCCUCCUGGAUCCCACUCGCUCUCGCCCAUCCCUCAGCAAAGUGCUCUGCCUUGAACUACUGGCCUAUUGGGCCACAGGCCAAGAUGACGAGUCUCUGUGUGGCGCCUACCUCUCUCAAUCCAUCACGGCAGCCUACGCACUCGGCCUACAUCGCGGCGAGCAUGUUGAGGGCCUCGUCGUGGGCGACGAACAAGGAUCCGCAGUACGCCGCAUGGCCUGGGCCGGCUGCCUCAUCCUUGACAAAUUGCAAGUAGCCUCAGGACACCCACCUCUAAUCAACGCAAGCUUCUGUGACGCACUUCCCUACAUGCCUGCAGCGGGGCCAGACUCCACCUCAGCUGUAGGUAUGAGCGACACUCUCACUUCGGAGCGUGCUUCGCACCUCCUUUUGCGCUUGACCGAGCACCUCUGCUGCCUCGCGAUUCACAUCGAGCAACUCUGUGUCGACCUCUACUCCCUCGCGCCAAUUAGCCGCACCAGACUGCAGGACAUGGAGCGCAAGCUGGUUCAAUGCUCGCUCAAUUUGCACAAUCAGCUGCCACCCUUGCCUACCCUGGCAAAUGGGGACAUGCAGGCCAACGAGGUCGCCGCACUGGCCAAAGCAUCGCUCUCUACCAAGUUGGUCUUGUCCCAAGCUUUCAUUCUCCUGCAUGGUCGCUUCACUACUUCAGAGAGGAGGCAGGCCAGUUCGCGGGCCGCGAUGGACAUUUCAGUCGCACUAGAUGACCCUUACCUCCCUGCGGACCCUGAACAAGCCAUGCUUCCUCCCUGGUGCGUCGAGUCUCUCUUCGUUGCCGGGUGCGAGCUAGCGCGGGGCAUCCAACGAGCGCAAGCCACCGAGCACCAUCACGUGGACAUGCUCACAGCUCAUUUGAGUAAGAUCAAAGCGACCCUGCAUCAGCAGGCGAAUGCUUGGCCAAGAGCUGCACGAUGCCUAGCCGUGCUUGAGGCUACCCCGCUCUCGCUGUCGUCGCCUACUGUCGCCCCUGUUCUGACUUCGCCUUGGCCCAGGCAGCCAGAUGAUGGAUCCCACGCUGCCAUCUCUGAGGGGCGAGCUAACCGAUCUGUUCUUGUAAGCUCGACCAAUGCGGCCUCUCCUCUGAUUCAAGCAGCCGCUUCCUCGCCGUCCGCUACGCGAGCCCCCUUCAUGGACCACAGCGGUACCAGUGAUUUUUGGCAGUCACAGGCGCAGGCGCCGCUCGCUCACGACAACCCUGCAUUCAACGAUGCGACGAUGUGGCCUCCUUCUAUCACUGCCGUCGCUCACUCCGCAACCAUGAUCGCACCGACCUCAUCGACCGCGGACGCUGCCGCCACGCCCACCACGGUAGCAAAUGCUGCCUCCCUCGGCGCCAUCUUAGGCAAGUCAGCACCCAUCACUGCCCAUCACGCCGUAGCCGCUUGGCACGACUUUGCCGUAGGGGCGAGCACGACUGUUGACCCCACAGGCUUGACAGGAGGGAAUGGCGAGUACGUAACCGCUUAUCAGCAAAAUUGGCAUUCGAUGCAAUCCAAUCCGCAGGAUCAGCACCAGUAUCAACAACAUGUCGAUGUGUCUGAAGGUGGGAACACCCUGCACGUUGUCACGACGGGUCGGGAUCGCACCAUCUCGAUCAGCAGUCACGGCGGAGCCUCAAGCUCGCAACAACAGGUCUCGGGUUUUGCUAGCAGCCCAGGCAGUGCGGACUCGAUUCAAGCUCUGCCCGCCACCAGCCCAACGAUGCAGGCUAGUUUUACCGGUGGGGUCGGUGACAGUGUAACUACGGCGAGCAUGGAUGGGAUGAUGAAUUAUGCGCCUUCCUCAGUUGCGGAGGGGCACGGUUGCACUGGGGUCGCUCCAGCUACCGUCGAGUCCUCGCCUAGUACGAUGCAGGUACCUCUCAUGUCUCAAGCCUACUGGGAGACAACUGGAUCUGCCGGCGGGAACACGAGUCAGCUAGUCUCAACCACUGCGGCAGCGACUUCUGGGGAGCAGCUUCUGAACCAAUACCAACACGCAGUCGACACGAACAGCGGCGCCUCUACAGCUGGAAUGGCUCCAUGGUCCAGCUCGGCCUUCAUCUCCUCCAGCACCACCGCUGCAACAGGGGCGCCCAUCACUACCGGCCAAAGCCACUACGGCCCCUCGGCGUGCUCGCCAACGCUGACUUCCAUGCCUACGAUACACUGCGGCGGUGCCGGCGCUGAAGCAGGACUUGGGCUCACAGCCUGCUCGUCGUCAGCUGAGACAAGCACGUCUCGAGUCGAGGCAGCAGACGGUCUGAGCCUCCUGCCGGGGCUGAAACGCUCCUACUCUGUUCAACACCACGGUCAGGGCCAGCAUCAAUAUCAUUUCCAGCCGAUGGGUCAGGCUCUUCCGCAUCAUCAAGAAGGGGCGCCGAGUAUGGUAGUUGAGGAGGAUAUGAAGGCUCGCUUCCUGCCAACCAUCGCUGAGGAUCGUGCGGGAGGAGAGGAGGAGGGAGGGGACAAUCAAGGCGCGGCAGAACACCCUAGCUUGCAGGGAGAGGCAGAGUAAGGGAGCAUCAUUCUCUGAUGAGCAAUAGCCUUCCCCACCGCCGAGACUCAUCCUGAGAUUCUCCUGCUAUCCUGCCCCAGACUUCCUGCUUUCGUCAUCCAGCCCUCUGCUCUGCUUGCCUUAUUCUCUCAAUCUUCGCGCUCGGCAUUGGCUCUCCUUGCUCCUGUAACGAUUUCCUUCACUUCACGCUCAACUUAUCUCGUGCAAAUCACC
Molecule: messenger RNA, 4945 nt
Organism: Jaminaea rosea
Lineage: Eukaryota; Fungi; Basidiomycota; Exobasidiomycetes; Microstromatales
Exons: 5
Coding region: 191-4732 (1513 amino acids)
Biological process (GO): DNA-templated transcription; regulation of DNA-templated transcription
Cellular component (GO): nucleus
Molecular function (GO): DNA binding; zinc ion binding; DNA-binding transcription factor activity, RNA polymerase II-specific
Source: RefSeq, a predicted model, not a curated record